UGCGUAACUCUCUGUUGAACCAGACGCUUGAGAAAGACACGCACUCCAGAAACACAGAGCAACAAGGCAGAUCGUUGUCUUUCUUUUCUUUUUCUCUUUCUUCCACUCUUACUUUUCCCUCUCACUCUCUCUCUCUCUUUUUCUGACAUGGAGACCCUCCACACAGCCAUCAUGGUUACCGGGGUGCCCAAGAAAGAACACUGUACCACCGAGACCAACUAUGUAGAUCUUGGGAGCACCAACACAGUGAAAGUCUCGUUCACCAGUGAAGGAAACCAGCGAGCUGUAUUCAAGCAUAAAGGGAACUAUGUGGAAAAUGAAGAAAGUUGUACAGAUCACAGGAAGGCUGGAAAGGACGUUUCCUACGACAUCUUAGAUAAGGAUUUAAAAAUUGAAAGUUUCCUUGAGAAGGAAGAGACAGCUGUGAUGAGCCAUGAACCAGAGGAAACGGAUUAUACAGACAUGUAUCUGAACAGCAGGUGUGAGUCUGAAUCAGAGUCAGAAGACGGAGAUCCCGACGAAAGAGAACACGACAUGCCGGUGGCCGAGGAGAUAGAAUCACACUACAUCACGACACAUGAGAUUCAGCUCACAGAACUGGACCACGACAUGGACCACGAGCUCGGCCGUGCUGCCAGCUCCUGCUGGGAUUACGAAGACGACAACCUUGUGUACUCGUUCGUGGACUAUGCGUCUUUCAAGAGCGGUGACCAGCCGAGCGGGGAGAGGGGUCAGCGUAGAGCAGCAAGCAGUCGUCCACCCAAACUGGCUGCCACCAAAGCUCUGAUCAGCACCGAGAGCGAAUGUGCGAGCUCAGACGAUGGCGUGCGGAACAUUCACGUCUCUAUAAAAGCCUCGUCCAAGUCAGUAAGCGAGUCUGUGCGGCCGUCUCUGGAUGAGAAUGAACUUCUGCGCAGUUACCAUGAAACACAUGCUAAGAUAGAGGUUCCUUAUGAAAGUCACACACACUGUUUCAUUCCUGCACCUGGACGCCAGCACCUGGCCAGCAAACUGAUGAAAGGCAAAGACGUCACAGAGUACUCCAGUGGUGCAUCCAGCUCCGUGAGCGAGCUGGACGAUGCCGAUAAAGAAGUCCGAACUCUAACGGCCAAAUCUUUCCGCAGCCUUGCAUGUCCCUACUUCGACACCAUCGAUCUCAGACCCUCGAGCGAGUCCUCAGUUUCAGAGCACAGCCUGAGCAUGAACAAAUGGUCCUCUUUCAUUGAUUUCAACUACAGGAAUUACGUCAUGCAGGGUGGCGUCACAGGCGAGCGCAAAAAUUCCACAUGUUCUGUGGAAAUGAGGAAGUGCACAGAAAGUGCAACCGUUAACGUGAACAACAUGACUGAAAGUAGAAGCCAUGAGACAAACACUCAGUCAUCAAAAUAUAAAGCGAGCUGUGAUACAGAGAGAAGAGUGAAAUGCACACAGAACAGAUCAAACAGCUGCGAGCCAUCAACAAGUCAAACCUGUGAUCAGACAGACGUCUCUGUGGACGGAGUGCACAAGAAAGCCGUGUUCGCCUCCAGCCUCCUGCAGAACGUUAUCUCUAAGAAGAUGCGAUUCGAGCAAGAACGCAAACUGGAGUGUGGUGAAGUGAGUUCAGCACACAGAGACAGCACAAGCUGCCAGGUUUUACAAAGACAAGCUUCAGAGUCAGGAUCUCUGCAAUCCGUUGUCUCCGUGGAAGAAGUCGUGGAAAGUUCAAAUGCUGCUUUCAACAAAGGAGAGGAAGAGGAGAGGGAGGAGCCAUGCAAAACAUCACGUACACCUUCAACAGAGAACAUGAACGAGCCAUUAAAGGCCUCACUGCUGGAGGAGAACAACAUAUGUGCAGAGAAAAGCGAGACUAUAUUCCCCAAAGGUUACACUGAAAGAGACGUCACCAACACAACCGCUUCAGUAGAGGCGGCAAAAGAAAACAAGAAAGCGUGCGCUGAAGUGACGAAUAGUAAAACAACAAAAAUGUCACACUUGUAUGUUCCUGGCUCGCAUUUUCAUUCAAAGGAAAGGGAAGCAGUGGAACCAUACACACCAAUAACACAAACAGCUGAUCUCAUCCAAUCAGACAGUAAGACAGCAAACACGGUGGACGCUUCAAACGGCAGCAAAGCGCAGGAGAUCACAAUCCGCCUUCAAAGCAUCAAGGAAAACAAAAACAACCUUCAGCGUCCCUUUAACAUCGCCAGCCUCCUGACACCAAACCUCACCAAGCACAGCAGUGACACCAAGAGCGAAAAAAUCCCACACUUUACGGUGAGAGACGUCCGGGACAGCAGGUGCAAACUCCAAACGCCCAUCCAUCAGGUGAGAGACGUGCGAAAACUAGUCAAGAGUUCAUACCGGUUCGUGUCUAUGGAAAGCGGUGAGAAUAAAACCACAUCACAAGAAGAAAGCGAUGGCGUGAAAAAAGAUCCGGAUAAAAACGACAAGAAAGAAAAGACCCCAAUGGUGAUCAAAUGCCAUUCAGUGAACACAAAUUCAAACAGACAGAACGACCUGGAAAGCGAGAGGUCACCGAUGCAGACCAUCUCCGAGCAGCAGGAGCUUCAGAUAAAGUCAUCCAGAUUUAAAGAAAGCAGCGAUAAAAGGGUUGAGUGCAAAAUGCCAAACCAGGUGGCACUUGAGAAACUAAAAGCAGCUGUAAAGACCAUGGAACAGCUGUAUGUUUUUGACCGGAACGAGUGGCGGCGUAAGACUGAGGCACCGCGGCCAGUGAAAGACAGCCAUGUCCUCUCACUGAUCACUAGGGAGGAGCAAGGAGUUGAUAGCGAGAGGCUGGUGAGAGCAGAACCCCCAAAAAACUCAACUCCUGCUGCAGGCACAAACUUCACCAGAACAAUCACUCAUCAUCUGCAACAGGAUGCUCAGUGUUCCAAUGCCUGUAACAACAUCUCCAGAUCCACCAAAAGCCCCUUUUCCCUCAAAUUCUGCCCUUCAAAAUGCACAAUGGAGAAAAGAGUUGAGGAUGAAGCCGGAGUCACAGUCACAAGCCCUGUGAUGGAUUCGGUAACUAAACAUCCACCCGCACCUGUAUCAGAUUCAGAAAAUUAUCUAACCAUCCCAAUUAAGCCAUGCCCCUUAGACACAAAACCACAUUGCUCCGAACAAAUCCUCGACCCCGCCGUACAGCCUCAGCUUCAGCCCUGCCCACCUCUUCAGCGCUCACCAGUCGUGACGGAGUCGUGGUCUCCUGGGAGCCCAACACUGACCUUCUGUCAGCCUGCACAGAUCCUGUGUGUCACACCUCCUACAGACCCUCUCAUAUCCAACAUGCAACGCAAGCUCCUACUGGAUCCCAUAACAGGGCAGUGCUACCUGGUGGACACGCCCAUCUCCCUGCAGCCCGUCACUCAGAGACUCUACUGCCCUGAGAGUGCUCAGUACCUGGAUGUACCAUUGGCCCUGAGCCCAGCGGCGUAUCUCAUCUCUCCACCCUCCUUUGUACAGCCACAUUCAACCCCUGUUUCCUCACAGGAUGAGAGUGCAAGCAAUAGAACAAGUAUGGAAGUGGGCGGGGCUAAACCAGUCAUCAGUAUUACAUCACAACAAGGACCACGCAUCGUGGCCCCGCCUUCUUUUGACGGCACAACUAUGAGCUUCGUAGUGGAGCACAGAUGAGCACAGAUGUCUGUAAGUGUGUGUGUGUGUGUGUGUGUGUGUGUGUUGAGGAGGGUACCCUGGCUCUCACAUCGGAAUGAAGCAUAACGGGUCCUGCAGAAACUUUGUCAUUUCCUGUGCCAUUUCAGCUUCCUGUCAGCACUGCGGUUUGAAACUGAGCCCUAUUUUUCCCAGGUGUGUGUGUGUGUGUGUGUGUGUAUUCCUUUGUGUGUGUGUGUGUGUGUGUGUGUGUGUACGUAUUUGUGUGUAUGUGUAUGUUUUUGUGUGUGUGUACGUAUUUGUGUGUGUGUGUGUGUGCGUAUUUGUGUGUAUGUGUGUGUACGUUUGUGUGUGUGUACAUAUUUGUGUGUGUGUAUGUAUUUGUGUGUGUGUACGUAUUUGUGUGUGUGUGUGCGUAUUUGUGUGUGUGUGUGUGUGUACGUUUUUGUGUGUGUGUGUACGUAUUUGUGUGUGUACGUAUUUGUGUGUGUGUACAUAUUUGUGUGUGUACGUUUUUGUGUGUGUGUGUAUUUAUUUGUGUGUGUGUACGUAUUUGUGUGUAUGUGUUUGUGUACGUUUUUGUGUGUGUUUGUACGUAUUUGUGUGUGUGUGUGUGCGUAUUUGUGUAUGUGUGUGUGUACAUAUUAGUGUGUGUGUGCGCGUAUUUGUGUGUAUGUGUGUGUGUGUGUACGUUUUUGUGUGUGUGUACGUAUUUGUGUGUGUGUACGUAUUUGUGUGUAUGUGUGUGUAUGUAUUUGUGUGUGUGUGUACGUAUUUGUGUGUGUGUGUUCGUAUUUGUGUGUAUAUGUGUGUGUGUGUGUGUGUGUGUGUGUACGUACUUGUGUAUGUUUUUCUAGAGCUGCUUACCUACAUUCUGUAACUCAUCUGCAGCACUGAAUUCUGGGUAAAUUAGUUACCAUUUCACUGAGCUGUUGUUUGUGUCAUUAAGACAAAAUAAAAGUUCACUCUUCAUCUGCUAAAUUGACUGAUGUGUGGCUGUGUUCCAAUACUGUUUUAUUACACCUGACUGCUGACUUCCCCUUGGUUAAGCUCCCUCAGUCACCAUAUGGGUUGUUUCUUUACUCCAACAAUCUACAGCUGAUGCAAUAUAAAGAAAAAUCAUCAAUGUUCUCAUUCAGUGAGCUUAAAUAGUCAAACUUAAAAUCAGAGGAAUUUCAAUAGUUAAAGUAAAUUGAAUCAGUAUUGGAACACGUCCUUGUGAGCAGCUGAACGUGUUAAUACUUUAGAGAUUAAAGCUAAUUUCAAGACUUUCUUUAACAAAGCUGUGUGUUAAAUCAUCAUGUUCCGGUGUUAGUGCAGAUUAGCUGUGUAUUAGCGCUUUAGUGUUUGUUUCUGCUCCUGGUUUCAUGAAUGUACAUUAAAGGUAUAUGGAUCUGCAGGACAGUCUGUUUACCUGCUCUGUAAAUCGCAUCUUUCUGUCAGGUUUCACAAAAACAAACACAUCUACACUCACAAAUAUCAUUAUGUAGUUGCUCAGUGCUGAUUAAUUUUCUAAUGUCGUGUUUAAGUUGCUCUUUUCUUUUGAAUCGUCUGAGUUCCAUUUACAGAAGCCUCCUACUGCCGAACAAUGUAGUCUAUAAGAGUCCACACUUUACAGUGUCAUGGAUAACCUUUAGCAAACGUGGCUAGCUCAUUUACAGUAAGUAGUUACUGCAGAAAAUGUAGUGUUAGCCUAACAGGGCUAGCUAGCUGGCUAAUGUUUGAACAGUGAUGUGUUAGCUUAAUUUAUGUUACUAAACUAUUAUCAGAUGGCUAGUUACUGGCUGAUCAUGUUUCAGCCCAGCUCACGAUGUGCUAAUCACAGGCAUCUUACGCAUGCUAAUUAACUGAGAAAAAAAAACAUUAAUAAGCUACUAUCAUAAUCUGCCACUUUUUUUUGUUGCUAAAACAGUAUUAGCACCAGGUUAUGUGUGGUCUGUCUUUACAUACUGAACAUUCUAUGAGUCUAACUUAAGGUAUUUGUUGUUGUUGUUGUUUUACAGAUUGAGUCUGAAAGAAGGAAGAGUUCAUACACCAUUCAUAGGAGCGUAAUAAUGCAUGGAAGGCACUCACAAGACUCUUUAGACUUAAGAUUUCAUUUGAAGUACAUCACCAGGCUCCAUCGAGAGUUUAGAGACUUUUCUUUAUGUAUUUGUACAUAUUCUGUCUCUCAAACUCAGAGCCUUUUGUUCCUACUUUAAAUGUUCUUUUGACACUGUUGAAUAUUGUGAGAGGUGUCUGAUGCAUUAUUAAACUCUUACGCAGGGUUUAUGGACAUCCAUAGCUGAGACUGUGUGUAAUGUAUGUGCCAUUUACUAAAGAUUCAUUGUGAUAUACAGUAUUAAACAUUACGUUAUACAUUUUCUGAAUAAA
Messenger RNA from Tachysurus vachellii, 5973 nucleotides. RefSeq lists its product as uncharacterized. The coding region runs from base 148 to 3621 and encodes 1157 amino acids. The record is from RefSeq and is a predicted model, not a curated record. The transcript is spliced from 2 exons. Lineage: Eukaryota; Metazoa; Chordata; Actinopteri; Siluriformes; Bagridae.